AUAAGUUUGUUGGUGAUGAAAUGGAACAGGCCAGUGCUAGAUCAGAACUUGUACAACAUGGGGAUGAAAAUGACCUCAACAACGUUUGCAUCCACCACUGUUAAUGUCCUCCCGGCCAUUACUUUUGUAAUGGCACUCAUUUUCAGGCUAGAGAAGGUGAACUUGAGAAAAUUUCACAGUGUAGCCAAGGUCAUUGGAACCGUCAUAACAGUUUCAGGAGCUAUGGUUAUGACUCUGUACAAAGGCCCUGCCUUCCAAAUCAUAAAGGGUGGAGGAGCCAUGAGCCACCAUAGCAACUCUAGCAGUACCAGUACCACCGAACCCUCUGACCAGCACUGGAUAGUUGGAACUGUUUAUCUCCUAUUUCUUCAUUUUUUUCCAAUCUAGAAAAUCUCAAAUCAA
Glycine soja is the source of this 402-nucleotide messenger RNA. RefSeq names its product WAT1-related protein At1g44800-like. Gene Ontology annotation, cellular component: plasma membrane. NCBI's taxonomy places the organism in Eukaryota, Viridiplantae, Streptophyta, Magnoliopsida, Fabales, Fabaceae. The coding region runs from base 16 to 387 and encodes 123 amino acids. Gene Ontology annotation, molecular function: transmembrane transporter activity. The transcript has 2 exons. The record is from RefSeq and is a predicted model, not a curated record.